Messenger RNA from Cylicostephanus goldi, 228 nucleotides. The record is from the annotation of a GenBank genome assembly. Lineage: Eukaryota; Metazoa; Nematoda; Chromadorea; Rhabditida; Strongylidae.
AUGGCGCACACUCUCCGCAAAGGAUGGCUGAUGCUUCGUGGCAAGACCGAUGCCGAAUGGCAAAAUCAUUGGGUUGUUCUAGCUGGAUUGAGCUUGAAGCUCUACAAGGACGUUUGGGCGGAGGACUCCACGGAACCCUUGAUAGCUAUUGAUCUGUCCGAGUGCGAAAACGUGUAUCCAUCAGCAAGUGCGAAGAAUUACGGAAUAGAAAUUAAGGUUAGCUCUUGA